Messenger RNA from Chenopodium quinoa (quinoa), 1515 nucleotides. RefSeq names its product chaperonin-like RbcX protein 2, chloroplastic. Gene Ontology annotation, biological process: ribulose bisphosphate carboxylase complex assembly. Gene Ontology annotation, molecular function: protein folding chaperone. NCBI's taxonomy places the organism in Eukaryota, Viridiplantae, Streptophyta, Magnoliopsida, Caryophyllales, Amaranthaceae. The transcript is spliced from 5 exons. The record is from RefSeq and is a predicted model, not a curated record. The coding region runs from base 495 to 1163 and encodes 222 amino acids.
UGAACCCAAAAACUCAAUACUUACACGUUGCUUUACCCCUAAACAACCCCCACAACGUUGGAAUCCUCUUAACCGUCCAGGUGAACACAAAUUGUAAGUGUGGGAAAACUGCUUAACUAACAUCAACCUUUUUUCUUUGGUCUUCCAAAAUAAGUAAAAACCCUACAUCUUUGGAAAGAUUUGGACCUCAUAAUAUUCUCUGGUCAUCACUUUUGUUUGAAUUUUCACAAAAAAAUCACAUCUUUGCUUCUUGUACAUUCAAUUCUCUUCCAAAUCUUCCAUUCUUCAAGCACGUUUCUUCUUUACAAACCCCCUUUAAAUCCCAGUUCAUGCAUCUUUCAGAUUAAAAUCCUGAAAAUUCUACCUGUUUGAACGCCCACCAACUGUUUGUUAAAAUUCCCCAGAGAAUCUCAUUUGUCAUUUCAUUGAAAUUUUGAGGGUUUGAUCAUUUGGGUGUUGUUAUUUUGGUGGGUUGGGUUUUGUUUGUGAGAACAAUGGUGGGAUCUUUCUCUUUACUGACUUCCCCUGUUAUUGAUUCUUCGCAUACUUGCCCUUGUAUUUGUUUGGAAACCAUGAAUUCAUCUAGUAUGAAUCUCAAGAAUGGUGGAGAUGUCGGGUUAGGCAGGAAAUCGAUGGGUAAAAAGCAAUCAAAGAAUAGGCAGAUUGGGUCAUUGGAGCUGAGUAGCUCUUUUGUUGAUUCAGGGAAAGAAUUUAUGGGUAUUGUGAAUAAGAGGAGCUCAACAAAACAAAGGAAAGUCAGAAGCCCUGUGAUUGUCAGUGAACUUGGAGGACAGUAUGAGGACAAUUUCGAGGACGUCAAGACGCAAUUACUCAACUAUUUUACUUACAAAGCUACAAGGACUGUUUUAAACCAGCUUUACGAAAUGAAUCCCACUCAAUAUACGUGGCUCUAUAAUUUUCUCGUUGCUAACAAACCUGGAGAUGGGAAGGUGUUCAUCCGUAACCUAGGGAAAGAAAAACAAGAACUUGCAGAAAGAAUAAUGGUAACACGCCUUCAUUUGUAUGGAAAAUGGAUUAAGAAAUGUGACCACGGUGAAAUUUAUCAAUUCAUAUCAGAUGAAAACUUGGAGUUGAUGCGGGAAAGGCUAUUGGAGACCAUAAUAUGGCCUUCAGAUGACACAAACACAGAAAAGAUUGGUUAACUUGCAUUCGAGGGUAUCUAUUUUUCGCUACUCUUUGGCUGUCCUGUUCAGUGUUUCCAGAAGUCUUCAUCGAAAGAUUAUGAUGAACAAUACUAUGGUGCUUUUUGUAGAUGCAUGCUUUUGUAUAUAGUAUUGGUUAUUUUAGGCUAUUAAUUGUAAGAAUUUUCAUUCUGAUCUUCACUUUAUUAGAUGUGAAGUAUAUUGUUAUCAAUUACUAAACCAAAUGAUGUUUUACUCUUUCUUGUUUGAUCAGAGCUUCAAACAAGAAUGAUGUCCUAAUUAGUCAAUUCCUCCUGAUUUUGGUUACUUUUGACCCAAAAAAAAAAUGAAAAAAACAGUCAUUUCUUCCUGA